Messenger RNA from Darwinula stevensoni, 843 nucleotides. The record is from the annotation of a GenBank genome assembly. NCBI's taxonomy places the organism in Eukaryota, Metazoa, Arthropoda, Ostracoda, Podocopida, Darwinulidae.
AUGGGACUUUUGCCAUCAACAUGCAGUUGGGUAUUUCUGGCUGUGAAACCACAGGAGAUGAAGUCUGUGAUGGAUAGGCUGAGAUGUUCACCAGGAAGUGCAGUCACCACAAGAAUUUGGAUCUCUGUUGCUGCUGGGAUCUCCUCUAGUACCCUCCUAAAGAUGUUGAGUGAUGGACAACUUGGAAGACAGUUGAUCAGAGCCAUGCCAAAUACAGCUGUGCUAUUGAAGUGUGGGUGUGUGACUUACUCAACAGAUAUCCAGGAUGAUAGCAUCACAAGAUCAUUUGAAACCCUGAUGAAGCCACUUGGUCUUUGUGUUCGUGUUCCUGAGGGACAGAUGAAUGCCACUUGUGCUCUUUCAGGCUCAGGAAUAGCUUUUUUAUUGAUGGCCCUUGAAGCACUAUCAGAUGGAGGGGUGAAAAUGGGGCUUCCACGUGCUCUUUCUUCUCAACUAGCGGCUCAAACCAUGAUGGGAGCUGCUCAGCUGGCUCUGACUGCUGUAGAGCCUCCUGCAAUUCUGCGAGAAAGAGUGUCUUCACCUGGUGGUACAACCAUGGCUGGAUUGCAUGCCCUUGAAAAGGGUGCUUUCCGGUCUGUCCUAAUUGAUGCUGUGGAAGCAGCCACUCGCAAAGGAGAAGAGCUCUCUUCAUCAAGUCUAGUCAAUUCAAAUUCCUAAAAAAAAAUGUUGGCAGUCUACUAAGAAUCAUGUUUGUGUCAUUUCAGCAUGUACAAUGAAAGCUGCUUAUAUUUGUCUUGAAGUGAAUUAUUUUUUAGUGCCAUUUCACAUUGCAUGGGUUCUGCUUGAUGGAUGUGAUUUAUAGGAAAAUAUACCUUUCCAAAG